AAGGACCAUGUCGAUUUUUCGAUUCCAAUUUGGUAUGCCCCGUUUUUCAAUAUUUUUGGUGUGAUUUCACUGGUAGUUAACACAUCUACGAUAUGGAUUAUUAUGUCUAAAAGUGAGAAGCUCGACAAUUUCAAAUAUUUCGUUUUCUCACUUCAAAUGUGCAGUAUGGUUACCGACUUUCAACUAAGCGUAUUAAGCCAACCAAUAUUUUUUAUACCUAUUUGGACACUCAACUGCUUUGGGUUAGCAUCUUCGGCGAUUUGGUGCAAUUCCCAAAUGGCCGUGACGCUUUCCUUCAACGCUUUGCAAUUUGUCUGCCUGUUUUGCUUUUUGUGGAGACACCAGACAAUUGCAAAUAUCGCAAACCGACAUGUUCUCCCAAAUGCUAUUCUCCGGCUGAUAACGGUCGGUGCACUUUUGUUUCCUCUACCAGCUGCUUUUUCUUGGUACUAUGCCGGAAUUGAGGAGGAUCUCUUGUAUGAAUACAUUGAUAGGUGGUACCCCGAACUUGAAUCCAAUUUUUUGAACCUGGGAAACUUUGCGAUCUAUGAUCCUAACACCUCGAUGUUUUUCUUCGCUGGAAUCUUAUUUCUGGGAAUAUCGCUAGUAUUCCAGAUGAUAACAUAUGCCACAGUAGACACUAUGAUGCUGAAAAGAGCACGAAGAACACUUUCAGCGCUGAGCUACAAUCGUCAAAAAGCCUCGAUGAACAGUCUACGAGCCCAGUUCCUUGCAUCAAGUUUAUUACUUCUCCCUGGUAUUUCAUUUUUUGUUAUUACAGCGUACCCGAUUAAUUGUGGGCAGGAUAUCAUAAACUUAUCAAUGACGGCGUUUACAAUCCGGUCUUCUGUGAACGCGGUGGUCCUUGUCGCCACUACACCUCCGGAAUUUGUCUUUCGGAGGGUAUUAAAAAAUAGGCAGAAGGGUUCAACAGUUGCGGUUUACAUGAGUAUUGUUGCUUGA
Caenorhabditis elegans is the source of this 963-nucleotide messenger RNA. NCBI's taxonomy places the organism in Eukaryota, Metazoa, Nematoda, Chromadorea, Rhabditida, Rhabditidae. The record is from the annotation of a RefSeq genome assembly.